Molecule: messenger RNA, 1603 nt
Organism: Dendrobium catenatum
Lineage: Eukaryota; Viridiplantae; Streptophyta; Magnoliopsida; Asparagales; Orchidaceae
Product: syntaxin-32
Exons: 5
Coding region: 395-1414 (339 amino acids)
Biological process (GO): endoplasmic reticulum to Golgi vesicle-mediated transport; vesicle fusion; intracellular protein transport
Cellular component (GO): SNARE complex; endomembrane system; Golgi membrane
Molecular function (GO): SNAP receptor activity; SNARE binding
Source: RefSeq, a predicted model, not a curated record
CCAGCACACCCAUAACCAGGCUUCCCCGCGGUCUCUCGAUGCUGCUGCUUACUUCCCUCCCUCGUAUUUCUUACACCUGAAGGCAUCAUGCGCUUCUUCGAUUUUCUUCCUCAACUAAUCGAUUGAUCGAGUGUUCUGGGUCACGCAGCCCGGUGACUUAAGUCCUGCGACAGUGGUGGCGCGGCUGUUGAAAAGAAAGAACAUCGGUCUAAAGCUUGGGUUGAUUUGGAUGCUCGAUUUUGCCGUUCUAACGCAUAGAUCUUGGAUCGACAUCCACAGGAAGGAUUCGUGCAGGAAUUGAUCUGAUUGUCUUUACAACUUUGUAUUUGUGUAUGCACGGUUUCUCGAUAGAUCUGUGUUAUUUUUCGUGGAUCCGGCAACUAGGGUUUCGGAGAUGUACGCCAGAUCCGGGCAAUCUUCUUACCGUGAUCGGACGCAGGAGUUUCUUAAUGUAGCUGAGAGGUUAAGGAAGUCGCUAUCGUCUGCCUCAAAUGCGCAGAGUAGUAAUGUUGGGUUAAAACUGGAGGGCCCGAAGUUGGCAAUCUCCAUCCAGUCGGAAUUUAGCAAGAGAGCUUCAAAGAUUGGGCUCGGGAUUCAUCAGACUUCGCAGAAGCUUGCUAAACUUGCAAAAUUGGCAAAGAGAACAUCAGUUUUUGAUGACCCAACUGUUGAGAUACAAGAACUGACAUCCGUCAUUAAGCAGGACAUUACUGCUCUAAACUCUGCAGUAGUGGACUUGCAGCUCCUCUGCAAUUCACAAAAUGAUAGUGGAGAUAUUUCCGGUGACACAUCUACUCAUUCUACCACUGUGGUUGACAACUUGAAGAAUCGCUUGAUGAGUGCAACAAAAGAGUUCAAAGAAGUUUUAACCAUGAGGACUGAGAACUUGAAAGUACAUGAUAAUCGGCGACAAUUGUUCUCCUCUUCAACUUCAAAGGAUUCUAAUAAUCCUUUUGUUCGACAAAGACCUCUGAUCUCAAGGGCCACAUCUGACUCAGGUGCACCUCCAGCACCAUGGGCAAAUGACUCGGCAUAUACUUCUGAGUUGUUUCCCAGGAAGAAAACAAAUGGGGAUCCAUCCUCAUCAGCUCAGCCCUUACUGCAGCAACAUCAGUCGAUGGUUCCAUUACAGGAUAUUUACAUGCAAAGCAGAGCAGAGGCCCUCCAAAAUGUUGAAUCUACUAUUCAUGAGCUGAGCAACAUCUUCACUCAGUUAGCCACCAUGGUUUCCCAGCAGGGAGAGCUAGCUAUAAGGAUUGAUGAGAAUAUGGAUGACACAUUGGCUAAUGUUGAAGGAGCACAGGGCCAGCUACUGAAGUACCUCAACAGCAUAUCCUCCAACAGGUGGUUGAUGCUGAAGAUAUUCUUUGUAUUGAUAGUUUUUCUUAUGAUCUUUGUAUUUUUUGUUGCAUAAUUUUGUUCCAAGGCAUCAACCUCCUCCUUUUUCCUAUUAUUUUGCUUUUCUUGCCUUGUUUAAUGGCUAUAAUGUUUGGAUCUCAUUCCAGAAUAAUAUAUAAUAAUUGUUGCUCCCCUUGGAAUGAGUGCUAUGAUCACAAUGUUGCCUGAAUUCCAUUUCUGAACUUAAUAUCAUGAUAAUUGUUUC